Molecule: messenger RNA, 1332 nt
Organism: Lachancea meyersii CBS 8951
Lineage: Eukaryota; Fungi; Ascomycota; Saccharomycetes; Saccharomycetales; Saccharomycetaceae
Source: the annotation of a GenBank genome assembly
AUGAGUUUCAAAGGAUUCACCAAAGCUGUCACCAGAGCUCCUCAAAAUUUCCGGCAGAAAUUCAACAUGGGCCAGCAAACAGAGGAUGCUGUUUAUGAAGACGCGGAAAGACGGUUUAAAGAGCUGGAGACCGAGACGAAAAAGCUAAGCGACGAAUCUAAACGGUAUUUCACGGCCGUCAAUGGCAUGCUGAACCAUCAGAUAGGGUUUGCCAAGGCCAUGGAGGAGAUUUUCAAGCCCAUCAGCGGGAAAGUGAGUGAUCCCAAUGCCACUAUCCCGGAAGACAAUCCCGAGGGUAUCGAGGCCAGUGAACAGUACCGGGAACUAGUGGCUGAACUGCUAGUGACUUUAAAACCAGAUUUGGAGCUCAUUGACGAGAAAAUCGUGAAACCCUCGCAGGAGCUUCUCAAGGUCAUCGAUUACAUCCGGAAAAUGGCCACCAAGAGAAACCAUAAAAAAUUGGAUCUGGACCGCCAUCUCAACACCUACAGCAAAUACGAAGCCAAGAAGGAGCCCACGCCCAAGGACGAGGAGAAACUCUACAAAUCGCAGGCGCAAAUGGAAGUGGCUCAGCAGGAGUACGACUACUACAACGACAUGUUGAAAAAUGAACUGCCUGUGCUUUUCCAGCUAGAGGCAGAGUUUGUGAAGCCGCUCUUCGUGUCGUUCUACUACAUGCAGCUCAACAUUUUCUACAGCUUGUACAACCGCAUGCAGGACAUGAAGAUUCCUUACUUCAACCUGGACACCGACAUUUUGGAGGCCUACACGGCCAAACGUGGCAAUAUCGAGGAGCAGACCGACUCUUUGACCAUCACCCGGUUCAAACUCGGCUAUGGCAAAGCUAAGCUCGAAAUGACCCGCAAAAAAUACGGCGUUCAGUCGCCCACCAAUCCCGGGUCCCCAGUGACGCCCCAGGCCUCGCAAUUUGACAACAAGUCUGCCACUGCUGGUGGCUACGGUCCUCCUCCCUAUGGUCAGGCGCCUGGGGCCCUGGACCAGCAGCAAUACCCUGCCGAAAAGGCGACCUACGUGGCGUCGCCGGGCGGACUACCGUACCAACAAUACCCUGGUGCGGCUCCUGUAGCUGCAUCUGCUGCUGCUGCUCCGGCCCCAUAUGCUGCAUACACACCUCCUGCGACCGCUCCCGUGGCGGAAACCGUCACCGCUUUGUACGAUUACCAAGCUCAAGCUGAAGGCGACUUGACUUUUCCCGCUGGUGCCGUGAUACAGGUUGUGGAACGCACGGAGGACACCAAUGGGUGGUGGACCGGAAUGUUCAAUGGGUACCAGGGUGUUUUCCCUGCCAAUUACGUGCAAUUGAACAAAUGA